Messenger RNA from Quercus robur (English oak), 1136 nucleotides. Its product is annotated as vesicle-associated protein 1-2-like. Gene Ontology annotation, biological process: endoplasmic reticulum membrane organization. The record is from RefSeq and is a predicted model, not a curated record. Lineage: Eukaryota; Viridiplantae; Streptophyta; Magnoliopsida; Fagales; Fagaceae. Gene Ontology annotation, cellular component: plasma membrane; endoplasmic reticulum membrane. The transcript has 8 exons. Bases 133 to 864 code for a protein of 243 amino acids.
AAAGACAGACAAAUACAGCACUGUCCCACGUAACGUUGUUGUUUUGCUUUUGCAUCGUUCUCUCUCUCUCUCUUCAUCACCGGUAAACCGCUUUCUAUCUUUCUUCGGCGGUCUCUCUCCGAUCGGCUCGGGAUGAGUACCGGCGACCUUCUCAGCAUCGAGCCUCAAGAGCUCCAAUUCCCUUUUGAGCCGAGGAAGCAGAUCUCAUGCUCUUUGCAGCUGUUCAAUAAGACCGAUAACUAUGUGGCUUUCAAGGUGAAGACUACAAAUCCAAAGAAGUACUGUGUGAGACCCAACACUGGAAUUGUGAUGCCCAAGUCUUCCUGUGAUGUUACAGUUACAAUGCAAGCUCAAAAGGAGGUACCGCCGGAUAUGCAAUGCAGGGACAAGUUCUUGCUCCAAAGCGUGGUGGCGAGUCCCGGAGCUGCUGCAAAAGAUAUAACCCCAGAAAUGUUUAAUAAGGAGUCAGGGCAUCAUGUCGAGGAGAGCAAAUUAAGGGUUGUCUAUGUUGCUCCCCCACGACCACCAUCGCCAGUUCAUGAAGGAUCGGAAGAGGGGUCUUCGCCUAGGGCUUCAGUAUCUGAUAACGGGAACAUUAAUACUUCUGAAUUUACAACUGUGACAUCACGAGCUUUCGCAGCACGACCAGAGCCUCAAGAUAACUCAUCCGAGACAAAGGCUCUCAUUUCAAAGCUGACCGAGGAGAAAAGUUCUGCUGUUCAGCAAAAUAACAAGCUUCAGCAAGAACUGGAGCUCUUGAGGCGUGAAGCCAACAAAAGCCGCGGUGGUGGUAUCCCACUUAUAUUUGUGCUUCUUGUCGGCUUGAUUGGCAUCAUUUUGGGGUAUUUUCUGAAGAAGACAUGACGAAAUUGAGUUUAUCUUUUAUUCCUUUUCUGUUAGCCCAUGAAGUGAGAAACAAAAUGUAGAAAGCCAGAAAAAAACCAGAUGUGUGACUGAUUAGCAUAAGCUCUUGUUUGUUGUAUUUACCAACCUGUGUUGACACUAGGAGUAUUUGAAAUUUGUGGUCGGUCAGGGGGAACUUUUGUUCAUUGUAUUAGCAGUUUCUGAGGUUAGAGAACAUGGUUAAGGGGUUUUAUCGGUUUUUUAAUUGCCCUAGUAAAACUCCAAAUUAUUCA